This is a messenger RNA of Nanorana parkeri, 1119 nucleotides long. It is a transcript of the gene HENMT1, whose product is annotated as HEN1 methyltransferase homolog 1. Gene Ontology annotation, biological process: siRNA processing; piRNA processing; RNA methylation. The coding region runs from base 1 to 1116 and encodes 371 amino acids. Gene Ontology annotation, cellular component: cytoplasm; nucleus. NCBI's taxonomy places the organism in Eukaryota, Metazoa, Chordata, Amphibia, Anura, Dicroglossidae. The transcript has 6 exons. The record is from RefSeq and is a predicted model, not a curated record. Gene Ontology annotation, molecular function: O-methyltransferase activity; RNA methyltransferase activity.
AUGGAGCCAGUGAGAUUUAGUCCUCCAGUGAGCCAACAAAGAUAUGACUUUGUAAUAUCUUUUGUGGAUAAUUACAAACCGAAGAAGGUCGCUGACUUAGGAUGCAACGAAUGUUCUCUUCUUCACAGACUGAGAUUCUGGAACUGCAUCGAACUUCUAGUUGGUGUGGACAUUGAUGAAGACACAUUAAGAAGAAAACAGCAUACCCUUACCCCUCUUCCUGCCCAUUACCUGAAACCAUUGGAAAGGCCAUUAACUGUAAUACUAUACAAGGGCUCUGUGUGUGAGAAGGACCCUGCUCUUCUUGGGUUUGACCUGAUUUCAUGCAUCGAGCUGAUUGAACAUCUGGAAGCGGAUGACCUAGAUAAACUAGAUGAUGUACUGUUUGGCUUCAUGGCCCCUAAAGCAGCAGUGAUCAGCACUCCUAAUGCAGAGUUUAAUAUACUUCUUCCCAAAACUCAAAAGUUCAGACACCCAGAUCACAAGUUUGAGUGGAGCCGAGAAGAAUUUCAGAGCUGGGCUCUCAAAGUUGCCAGACACUAUAAUUAUACAGUAGAGUUCAGUGGGGUUGGAAAACCACCACCAGACCAUGAAGAGGUGGGCUUUUGCUCCCAGAUUGCUGUAUUUAUGAAGAACUACACUGAGAGUGAAGAAUCAAUCAGUAUUAAAAAGCAAUAUAAGAGUAUUUACAAUACAGUACUUCAUGUGGUAUAUCCAAGUCUCCGGGAGGAAAAAUAUCUUCGAAAAGCUAUACUGAAUGAGGCCUUGUUACAUGCAGACAUGAUGAAAAACAGCUUAGUGUAUCAUCACAAGCGCAGAGAAGAAAUCGACCAAGAUGUAAUGACUGAGAACAACAGAGACGCCUGUCAACAUUCAAGAUGGCCUUUCAGUCUAGAAACUGCCGCACAAAGUGAGGAGAAUCAAGUUCUGCAACCGUUUAUACAAGGGAACACCAUUCAUGUCCCCCUUGAAGCAAUCUUUUCUAUCUCAGGGGUCAAGAAAUUGUGUGGUAGUUUAGAUGUUCUAAGAAGUAUUAUUGCAGAAGAAGUCCCUCUUAGUGGAGAUGGUAAAACAAUGAUGUAUCCUGUUGAUCUGGAUGAUUUGCAGGAAGUAUAAUUC